This is a messenger RNA of Alosa sapidissima (American shad), 1745 nucleotides long. Its product is annotated as synaptogyrin-1-like. The transcript is spliced from 4 exons. The coding region runs from base 536 to 1249 and encodes 237 amino acids. Gene Ontology annotation, cellular component: synaptic vesicle membrane; neuromuscular junction. NCBI's taxonomy places the organism in Eukaryota, Metazoa, Chordata, Actinopteri, Clupeiformes, Clupeidae. The record is from RefSeq and is a predicted model, not a curated record.
UCUCCCUCCAAUUUAAUCCACCUUGUCACACAAAGCUGAGUCCUGUGUUUUUUUUUUUUUUUUUCGUUUUUUUUACUCGCUAUAGUUGGGGGCGCGCGUGAGAGUAUUUGUCAAAAGCGCGCCCGACGGUUUGACAGCGAGGCGCGUGAGCACUGGAGCGCUUUGCCACCGGUUUCGCCGCUUCGACAUUUUACAACCCCUUCGCCUACCCCUCUCCUAGUCCUUGUCCUCGGAUCACGAGAGAGCAAGAGGGAAACGACAGUGCGUAAAGGCAACAGACCCAAUCGGAGGCAGUGUGAAAUGAACGAUUUGUGCUCCUGGAUACCGUAGCCUACAUGCAGAGAGAGAGAAAGAGAGCUGCUUUGCAGAACAGUGAAUAAUUGGUUAAUUAGCUGUUAGUAGCGUUGUUUGUGUAAAGCCGAAGAACUGAUAACAGCGAGGACAAGAAAGGCACGUCCUUAACGAGCUCGCUUCAAUUGGCCGCGGAGCUACCUCGCACCGAAUCCGGACAGGAGAGACAUCAGACAGGCAGAAGAUGGAGGGGAUGGCAUACGGAGCGGGGAAGGCAGGAGGAGCCUUCGACCCUAUCACAUUCGUCCAGCAGCCUCACACAAUUCUCCGAAUAGUGUCUUGGCUCUUUGCCAUCGUCAUCUUCGGCAGCAUCGCCAACGAGGGCUACGUGAACCGUCCCGACGAGGUGGAGGAGCACUGCAUCUUCAACCGCAACCAGAACGCCUGCAACUACGCCGUGAGCAUGGGCACCAUGGCCUUCGUCUCCUGCCUGGCCUUCCUGGCGCUCGACAUCUACUUCCCCCAGAUCAGCAGCGUGAAGGACCGCAAGAAGGCCGUGCUGGCAGACGUCGGCGUCUCUGCCUUCUGGUCGUUCAUGUGGUUCGUAGGCUUCUGUCUGAUGGCCAACCAAUGGCAGGUGGCCAAGCUGGAGGACAACCCCCUGCGUGAGGGAGGGGACGCCGCCCGUGCCGCCAUCACCUUCUCCUUCUUCUCCAUCUUCACCUGGGCGGCGCUGUCCUUCCUGGCCUACAAGCGCUACCUGCUGGGCGCCGACUCGGCCCUCUUCUCCACCGAGUACACCGACCCCAGCCAGGACGCGGCCGCCGCGCCCUACAGCGCCUUCUCCGCCGGAGACGACCUGGCCAGCCCCGACGCCACCGCCACCGGCUCCUACCAGCAGGCCAACAGCGCCGACGCCUUCGACGGCUCAGCCGGCUACCAGCGCCAGGACUACUAAGCUCCGGUGCCAGUAGGGGGGUGUGUGUGUGUGUGUGUGUGUGGGGACAGAGGAGGGGGGGGGCAGGAGCCCAACUUCAGCACCAACGUCUUUAUACUGGGUUUGGUUUGUUCAGUGUGGUCUGUCAAUAUGGCUGUGCAUAUCCUACAUGAUGGUUUGAACCUUACGCGGCAGGUUUUUUUUCUUUCUUCUUCUUCUAUGUGCUGGUCGAAUCACUUGGCUCAUAAAUGCUAAGCCCCCCUAAUCUAAUCAAAACCCUUUACAGAAGAUGAGCUCAGUGGGACAGUGCAGCUAGACUUGGUAGUUUGAGGCUGCAUGUACAGUAGCAUCAGAUGUGACCAUAGCAGUUUCCCCUUAGCCCUGAGGGGCACCUGUGCUUGGGUUAUGUGGCACUGGUGUCGAGUGGGGGAUAGAAGUGGUCAUCUUGCACAUACACGCACACAGACACACACACACACACACACACACACACACACACACACACACACACAUACAC